AUGGCAUCUCAACCCAUCGUCCUCUCCCCAGCAACUCCGUCGGAACUUCUAUCAUAUAUCAUAUCUAACCAUAGAUAUCCUACGACAUUGAUAAUUGGGUCUUCCAAGUCAGAGUUUCAGGCAUCACUCAUCGAGGACAUUGCCCAUCAUCUCACCAUCAAUGAUCGACGGAGUCAAGAGGAUGGCCCCGGAGAUUCCAUUACAACGCCCGCUUCUCAUGGUCUUCUAAAAGCACCACUAUAUCAAAUAGCCAUAUCUCGCCAUAUUCGAAUCCUAUUCGCACCAACCGUUACACAUCUACGCGCAUAUCUCUCUGUCUUCACACCUAACAACUCCCCUAUCUCAGCACCACCGAACCAUAAACCGAGUUCCUGUGCACCCCUCCUCCUGAUCUAUGGCCUGCUGGCUCUGCAUCGCGAUGCUAGCGAGUGGUCUGCUCAAGGUAUCGGCAACUCAGCAGCGCUCUUUGUAGAUGCUGCGUCUCGAAAUGCUUCCAGAGCAGCUAUCAUUGAACCAAAAGGUGCAGGCGGACAUGAAGACCUGGACUAUAUUGGAGGAGAACUGGUGCCUUUGUUAAACGGAACAACAAGAAAAGACGAUGGAUCAUGGAGUGGACGGACAGUCAGCAUAAAACAAGUAUUGAACCGAUGGUUCGAAUUUCAGACUCAAGACUAG
Molecule: messenger RNA, 675 nt
Organism: Fusarium sp. VM40
Lineage: Eukaryota; Fungi; Ascomycota; Sordariomycetes; Hypocreales; Nectriaceae
Source: the annotation of a GenBank genome assembly